This is a messenger RNA of Bufo gargarizans (Asiatic toad), 2508 nucleotides long. RefSeq names its product zinc finger protein 420-like. The coding region runs from base 1 to 2508 and encodes 835 amino acids. Lineage: Eukaryota; Metazoa; Chordata; Amphibia; Anura; Bufonidae. The record is from RefSeq and is a predicted model, not a curated record. The transcript has 7 exons.
AUGUCAGACAGGGAGCUGCAGUUUCUGGACGUCAGGGUGUAUCUGCAGGAUGGGGUACUUAAAACUGAUCUCUUUCAGAAACCCACUGACAAAAAUACACUGUUGAUGUAUGAUAGUAAUCAUCCACACAAGAUGGUUGACUCGCUGCCAUGGAGCCAGUUGUUGCGGGUACACCGGGUUGUGUCGGUGGAUGAAACUUUUGAAAAACGUAUUGAUGAGAUGUGUAGGAAGUUUACAAACAGGGGAUAUCCCAAGAAGUUGAUUGGACGCACUAGGAACAGGAUUAGAAACACGGAGCGCAAGGAGACUUUAAAUGGGAGUUCCCACAGCAGAAUUGAGACGAGGAUCCCUUUUGUAUCAAUCUAUGGUGAAGAUAGUGGUGAAGACUUGAUGAAAGGCUCAGACAGACGUCUACGUUUAUCUCCUUCUUAUGUAUUAGAAGAUAAUCCAUCACAGGUUGGCAAUAAUAGAACUGGACAAAGAAAGGGAAAGAUGUUUGCAAGUUCUGAGACUCUAUCUAUAUACAAGAAAAAUCACAAAGAUGAAAGUCCAAUUAUAGUUUCAGAAUGUGAUGAAACUAUUCCAGAGAAAGCAAGUCUUGUUGAACAGCAGAGAAUUGAUACAUCAGAGAGUCAGUUUUUAUGUCUGAAAUGCAGGAAGUUGUUCAAACUUAAACAACAUCUUGAGAAACAUGAGAAAACUCACACAGUGGAGAAGCCAUAUCCAUGCUCAGAAUGUGAGAUAUGUUUUAAGUGGAAAUCACAUCUCGCUAAACAUCGGAGAACUCACACAGCGGAGAGGCCAUUUCCAUGUCCUGAGUCUGAUAAAUCAAAUCUUGUGAAACAUCAGAGGAUUCACACAGGGCAAAAGCCAUUUUCAUGUCCUGAAUGUGAGAAAUGUUUCACUGAUAAAUCAAAUCUUGUAAAACAUCAGAGGAUUCACACAGGAGAAAAGCCAUUUUCAUGUCCUGAAUGUGAGAAAUGUUUCCGUCUGAAAUCAAGUCUUGUGAAACAUCAGAGGAUUCACACAUGGGAGAGGCCAUUUUCGUGUUCAGAAUGUGGGGGUAGUUUUAAGCAGAAAUCACAUCUUGCUAAUCAUCAGAGAACUCACACAGGAGAGAAGCCAUUUUCAUGUUCUGAAUGUGAGAAGGGUUUCACUGAAAAAGCAAGUCUUGUUACUCAUCAGAGAAUUCACACAGGAGAGAAACCAUUUUCAUGUCCUGAAUGUGAGAAAUGUUUCACUGAGAAAUCAAGUCUUGUGAAACAUCAGAGGAUUCACACAGGAGAAAAGCCAUUUUCAUGUCCUGAAUGUGAGAAAUGUUUCACUGAUACAUCAAAUCUUGUGAAACAUCAGAGAACUCACACAGAAGAGAAGCCAUUUUCAUGUUCUGAAUGUGAGAAGGGUUUCACUGAAAAAGCAAAUCUUGUUAAUCAUCAGAGAAUUCACACAGGAGAGAAGCCAUUUUCAUGUUCUGAAUGUGAGAAGUGUUUCACUGAUAAAGCAAGUCUUGUUAAUCAUCAGAGAAUUCACACAGGAGAGAAGCCAUUUUCAUGUUCGGAUAUACAAUCCUGCAAGGAAUCCCUGGCAAUGUUUAACACAAAUGUGGAUUUUAUAACUAUGGAGGAGAAGAUGAAAGCAUCGAUUAACCAGCUGGAGGACUCUAUUAUGGAAUAUAAACAUACCAAGUUCCAACGCAAUCUCCACGAGUAUAUGAAUGACCAGAAGAUAAUCCAUCACAGUUUGGCAAUAAUAGAACUGGACAUAGACGGAGAGAUGUUUGAGAAUCUAUCUGAGAAUCUAUCUAUAUACAAGAAAAAUCCCAAAGAUGAAAGUCCAUUUAUAGAUUCAGAAUGUGAUAAAACUAUUCCAGAGAAAGCAAGUCUUGUUGAACAGCAGAGAAUUCACACAGAAAAUCAGUUUUCAUGUUUGAAAUGCGGGAAGUUGUUCAAAUGUAAACAACAUCUUGAGAAACAUGAGAGAACUCACACAGUAGAGAAGCCAUAUCCAUGCUCAGAAUGUGAGAAAUGUUUUACUCAAAAAGCACGUCUUGUUGAACAUCUCAGAAUUCACACAGGAGAGAAGCCAUUUUCAUGUUCAGAAUGCAGGGAUUGUUUUAAGCUGAAAUCACAUCUCGCUAUACAUCAGAGAACUCACACAGGGCAGAGGCCAUUUUCGUGUUCAGAAUGUAAAGACUGGAUGAGAGGCUUCCAUAGAUGUCUAAUUUUAUCUCCUUCUUAUAAAGUAGAAGAUAAUCAAUCACAGAUUGUCAAUAAUAGAACUGGACCUAGACUGGGUGAAAUGUCUGUGAGAUCUGAAUGUGAGAAAAAUUUUGAAAAUGAAUUGUACCUUUAUAUGCACGAGAACAUUCACAAAGAUGAAAGACCAUAUCCAUGUUCAGAAUAUGAAACAACUUUUAAUACGAAAGCACAGCUUGCUGAACAACACAGAAUUCACACAGGAGAGAAGCCAUUUUCAUGUCCUGAAUACCGUUACUGGAAUGCCAAGUAA